Cherax quadricarinatus is the source of this 362-nucleotide messenger RNA. Lineage: Eukaryota; Metazoa; Arthropoda; Malacostraca; Decapoda; Parastacidae. The record is from RefSeq and is a predicted model, not a curated record.
UGUCCUCUCCUGUCAUAGAUGGCAUCAACAUGAGCAAUAUAUUACUAAUUGACCAAGCUGGUAAUCUGGGUGGUACAGCAGUCUUCAUGUCAGACACCACCUUCAUUGGUGAUGUAACUUCAGCACACAAUCUGCUUGGUUGUGAUGAGCUGAACAAAAGACCAAUCAUAAGGGACCAGUAUGGCAAUAUAAACAUCCAUGAAUCAAUAAGGAUUGAGGACUUGAGUCUAUCCGGCACUGUAAUCUCUGAAGCUGCUGUGAUGGCAGGGACUACACAGAAAAUAAACUUGGAUCACUUUCUAGAUUCUCUAGUUUUAAAAUCUGUUCCUCAAGAAAUUUAUGGUUAGUAUUAUAAUUUCUGA